GCGACGCGAAUAUCUAUCUUACCUACUUCGCGUAGGACGUAUAUUUGCCCUGCAAUCGCGAAAGUUCAGAAAAAAAAACGAGGAAAUAAAAAAAACCUCGUUCUAUAAAAUUAAUAAAAAUCUUUCUUUAUUAUAGAUCGUAUGAUAUAAAAGCUUGUAUUGGAAUCUAUAAUAAUGUUCGUCCACUAGUGAUAUAUUACAGUGAAUUUAUACUGCACACAUAAAUAGAAAUAUUAACAAUAUAUUUUUUUCAGUGAUAUAAUGAUUUUAUAUCAAGCAACAUAUAUACAUAGAAAUAAAUAAUACUUGAAGAUCAAGUGAGUUAGAAAAAAAGAAGAAAACGUGAGAAAUUAUUUACAAAGUGCUAUAGUUUUCUAUUAAAUAUUAAUUCCAUUUGUAAAAAUGUCAGAUGACGAAGAUUACAUGUCUGAUAAAUUUUUACAAGGUUCUGAAAAGAAUGUUUCAUCGAGUCUUAUACAUAGACACUCUGAUAGAAGAGAAUUUGCACUAAUGAAAAAGAAAAGUGAAAUUGAAUCGAGGAUGAAGGAGCAAAAUAAAUCGAUACGAGUAGUUGAAGCAGAAAAAAGGGAGGAAGGCUUAUCGUCUGCUAUUACUAGUACAAAUAAGGGUUUCGGAAUGCUUAUGAAAAUGGGAUAUAAGCCUGGUCAAGGCAUAGGCAAGACUCGAUCAGGAAUAGUUGAACCAAUUUCUGUAGAAGUUAAAACGAAUAGACAUGGUCUAGGCAAGACAUUAAAAAAAACAGAAUUGUAUAAUCGCAAGAGUAUGAACGCAAAAUUAGAUAAUAUGGAUACAAGAGAUUUUCGUAGCAGAAUAGCGCAAGAAAAAACCGAACAACUACAAAAAUUCGAUUUAUGCAAAAGUCAAAAAGUAUGUCAAGAUUUAGAUACUAAAACAAAUGUUACAAAACCUCAAGAAUCAUGGUUUUGGCCAGAAGCAAGUAAAGAAGAAAAAGAAGCUAACGAUGAUGACUUUGAUGACUCUGAUGAUAGCGAUGAAGAAUCAAUCAGUAAUUUAGAAAAACUUGACAUUCUUACUAAAUAUUUAAGAAAGACAUACUUUUACUGCAUUUGGUGUGGAGUGAAGUUUAAUGACGAAGACGAUUUAAGAGACAAUUGUCCGGGAAGUACAAGAAGUGAUCAUUGAA
Molecule: messenger RNA, 1165 nt
Organism: Cataglyphis hispanica
Lineage: Eukaryota; Metazoa; Arthropoda; Insecta; Hymenoptera; Formicidae
Product: G patch domain-containing protein 11
Exons: 3
Coding region: 403-1164 (253 amino acids)
Cellular component (GO): kinetochore
Molecular function (GO): nucleic acid binding
Source: RefSeq, a predicted model, not a curated record